Molecule: messenger RNA, 1970 nt
Organism: Pygocentrus nattereri (red-bellied piranha)
Lineage: Eukaryota; Metazoa; Chordata; Actinopteri; Characiformes; Serrasalmidae
Gene: fam113
Product: family with sequence similarity 113
Exons: 8
Coding region: 422-1606 (394 amino acids)
Source: RefSeq, a predicted model, not a curated record
ACAGAUACAAACGCCUAACUGUGAGGCCCUUGCGCUUCGUGUCGUCGCAGAUUUCAGUGAUGAAUCGGUCUCGGUCCACGUGAACGCUACUAAUUUACAGACAGGCAGGAAAAUCGGUUCACCACGGCUAACUAAACAACCGAACUACUUCAACAUUAUGCGCCGUCAACAUCAACAGUCACCAAGACAUUAGCAGCCGGAGACGUUCUCAAUCGCGGAGAAACGCCUCCUGACGCUCUUCUGAACUGUCGGUUGGAAAACACCACCAGAGCGUCGUGGAAAUCCAGCUUUCACAGCAUUAACGCCGUAGAGUCAACAUAACUCCCUGAUACGAGUUGAUUUUUUUAGCCGUCCACCACAGUAGCAGGCACCGUUAUACAGCCUUGCUAGCUAGCGUUAAAUAACCAGCUAGCGUAAAAAGAUGCGAGAGGCCGUAGUGAGGACUGUUACUCAUCAUCAGGCUGGUCUGCUCCUCCACAAUAAAUUUGUUGUUGUACUUGGAGAUUCAAUUCAGCGGUCUGUGUACAAAGACUUGGUUUUGCUGUUGCAGAGAGAUACUCAUCUGACAUUGUCCCAGCUCAAAAGCAAGGGAGAGCUGUGCUUUGAGCGGGACUGCCUAGUAGAGGGGGGGAGACUAGGUCCCAUGACCAAUGGCAUAGAGUACAGAGAAGUGCGUCAGUACCGCACAGACCAUCACCUGGUCCGGUUCUACUUCAUCACACGUGUCUUCUCCCGCUACAUGGAGAGCAUCCUUGCUGACUUCAAACACGAGCUGAAACCAGAUGUGGUCAUAGUCAACUCCUGUCUUUGGGAUGUGUCAAGAUACAGCCGAAAGUGGGUCUCUGAAUACAAGGAGAACCUGCACAAGUUUUUUACACAGUUGAAGGCCAUUCUGCCAAAGGAAAGCCUGGUGAUGUGGAACAUGACCAUGCCUCUUGGCAAGAACAUUGUAGGAGGAUUUCUUAUUCCAGAGAUCGAGGACAUGGGCCCAAUGUUACGUUUUGACGUCAUUGAGGCAAACUUCUACGGUGCUAUGCUGGCAAAUGCUUACGGACUGGACGUUCUAGACUUGCACUUCAUGUUCCGAUUCAGCCUCCAGCACCGCAUGAAGGAUGGGGUUCACUGGAAUGCCAUAGUACAUCGUCAAAUCACGUGCCUGCUGCUGGCCCAUGCGGCCCAGGCCUGGGGUGUAGAGCUCCCGAGUCACACUGCCACAGACCAGAAUAAGAUCUCUGUGCUGAAUUACACCCAGACUACAUAUCAAAGUGACUACAGACCAUCAUGCUACCAGACAGAUUCUGGCUAUAAUGGAGGGCCAAUCUGGCCACAAGGACAGCAGUAUGAUGGCUAUGGGCCUGAUUUCUAUGAAGAUGGAAUAGCUUCACUCUCGCAGUUUGAUGCUGGGUACUUCAGCUUUGGAAACGUUGAGCAAAACAACACAGCUCACAGUGGUGGCAACUACAGUACCUUACCUUCAUCUAGUGUGAAACCUGUUUCUGCUGCCCCCUCCUGUUCAGCAAACAACCUUGUGAUGAAGCAGAAGCACACAAAGCGUCACUACAACCCGUAUGCUCGCCGGAAACCAAACCGUCCCUGCAGAUACUAAAAAUGGGCAUCUGAUUUCUCUAGGGGUGAAACAUGGUGGGUUUGAUGUCUCCUACAAAAACCCUCAGGAUUUUACUAGUUAUAAAUGUUCACAAGAUGCAACAGUGUGUGUACAUCCUUUGUUUGAAGUAAACUCUCGAGGACUGUAAAGAUUUUUUUUUUCUUCUAAUGUGUGGCAAUGUGUUAUCCCAAAAUGUGCCUUAUUUACCUUUUUAAGUGUUUUUCAUGUUUCGUAUUUUCUUGUUUGGACAAUAGUUCUUAAUCAAACCAGGCUUUUAUUGGUGUUAUUUUAGGUGGACACCAUAGUUCAUUUGCAUUGUCUACAAUUUGUUGAUGUUACAUUCAUUUUUUUUCAGAUGCCAUGC